Molecule: messenger RNA, 7502 nt
Organism: Porites lobata
Lineage: Eukaryota; Metazoa; Cnidaria; Anthozoa; Scleractinia; Poritidae
Source: the annotation of a GenBank genome assembly
CGGUUGCGUCUUAAGUUAGACAAAAAGUUCAUUAAAAUGUCCGAAUUAACUUUUAAAGUGAUCAUAAUAGGCGAUGCCACAGUGGGAAAAACGAGCUUUGUUCAGCGUUAUGUUAACAGCCAUCCAAGAAGAGAUUACAAGCCUACAGUAGGAGGUAUGGAAGUGUUAUGUUGUUUAUUAAUUCAUAUUUCGAGAAUAAUAAUAAUAAAACUUAGCGUUUUUUAAGUGCAAGUGAAAGAAGUUUUAAUUGUAGACUUUACUUCGUACAUGUAUGAAGUUGGAAUAGUUGCAGAAUUGCCAGUCACUGUGGAUAUAAACAGUACAGUUUAGCUGAAAAAGCUCACACCUAUCGAUCACCUCGCUGUCAUAUGGACCAUGUAUAUAUACUUGGUGUAGAAACAGUAUAACCGGUUUAUACUUAAUAUAAGCUUAAACUGACGCCUUGUACUGGUGCCUUUGGUACAGAAUAUUCCUCAGUUGACUCACAACAGUUAGUAGUACAGGCGAACCUCCAUGUUCGAGCAGCUUCCAUAAGCGACGGCCAAUCCAAAACACCAAAAUUUCCCCCUGUCAAAGCGCUACAUUUAAUUGGAACCUCUGGGAGGUUCGACUGUAUUUUCCAUUGCGGUGGAUGCUUCUACAUAGAUAAUGAUUUUGUGGACAACAGGUGCCUCACUUUAAGGGAAAAGGACAUUCUUCAAAAACAUUUUUUAGAUUGAUUGAUCAUUGCGUCCCAAAGGACGCAAGCCAUCAAUAAUUAUUAUUCUGCGUCCUUGAGAAUUUUUAUGUGUCAAAGAAACAAGACGCAGGGGUAGCAAAAUUACUCAGAGAGACUGUAAAAAUCAGGGCAAUUUUUGGUAAUUUCUUUAUGGACAGCCCUCAGUGAGACCAAAAUCCAGCUGCUAUUUACAUCCCUAAACGAGACGAAGACCACCCUCAUCUCUUUUACAUGGGAGUACCCCCCAACUCUUGGGAAAGUUGCUUGUUAAGGGCAGUGGGGCAAACUUAGGGGACUACCGUAUGGAAAGGAUAGGGACGCUUGCUGUCUUGAGAUGUAAAUACAGUCAACUUUCUUUGAAGGCCAUUGAAUUUUCGUGGUAUGAUUUUUGCUUUUGACUAUUGUGUGCCACUAGCAUACAUCAUGACUUCAUGACAGAUCACGUUGUGUAAAUUAGACCCUCGACAUCCAUAUGACAGAUGUUCAUGACUUGAAAAAUGUCCUAGCUGUUUGAAACCUGUUUCAAAAUUACGCGACAAUCAUAGUCAUGAAUGAGGAAGGAAUGGCGUGUUAUGACAUUUUAAUGCAAAUUUUUGAAACUGAUGUGAGUCAGCAGGCAUAAGUAGUUGUUUGCAUGAUUUUGUGGCUCGCUCUUCAUGUUUGAACUGGAAUAAACUGUCUGAAUGUACCUUUUUCCCAUUUUCUUUGUAACCAUACCCAUAUUUCCAUAACUUACCUUUUCUAUUCAUCUCUUCCUCCUUUUCUUGCAUAAAAUGCCAACAACCAUGGCCAACAAGAUUCCGGCGUCGGCCAUUUUCGUAACAUUGCUUGCGAUAUUUCACGAUGUCUUAAGUUGUGCACGUAUGGAUGGUUGUGCACAAUGGUUGUAAGAAAAAAUCAUACCAUGUCAACUGACAUUAAGAUGGUCAACACCACUAGGACUAGCCUCUGUGGUCUGUCUUAGAGAGGUGUCUGCCCAGAGAGAGUUGGUGGUAUGCAGGGCUGUCACUAAGAGCCAGGGGCCAGGGAUUUGGUCUCACCCUAAUGGGUGAGAAAAACGAUAUUUUUACUCAUGCAGAUACAAGUAUCCAGCUUAUGGUUCUGUGAAUUUAAAAGAGUCCAAUAUAAGAAUACCUAAUGGUGCCACACUCUGUGGGUGUUUAAGGAUGGAAACGUUUUUAAAAUUGCUAGGUGACUCAAAUGAUGCCUGCUAUUAAACAACUGUUACAAAAUUAUUAACACAUGUUCAUGCAUUUUUUCAGUGGAUUUUGCAUUAAAGGUCAUUAAACUGUCUGAGGAUACUACAGUGAGACUUCAGGUGGGUAUAGAUUUGCGACAGUAGAUCAUUUUCAAACAUACAGUACUCUACAACAAAGUACAUUGUAUGUAGUUACCACCCAACAUUUAAAGUAGCCUGAGAAAAGAGACGACAUUUCGCAACACGACCAAUGGUUUCCCCGUGAAUUGAUGAUGCGAGAUCUGGGUAGUGCUUCUGAUUGGUUGAAGCAAAUUUCACGAGUGGAACAACACGACCAAUAUAUUAGAAGCACCACCCAGAUCUGGGAAGGGAUGUGUCAUCAGUAUGAAAUUUCUGCGCUUGUUUCUCAGAUGUCAGUUUGCGGGGAAACCAGUGGUGACGUCACGAAAUGUCGCCUGUUUUCUCAGGCUAACAUUUAAGUCAUAUUUAAGUAUUUUUGGAUUUUUGCAUAAAAGAAUAAUGAUCAGAUCUACCCGUACGGAACAUGCAGAUCUGCAGACUGGUCUUUUUUUCGUCUGCUCAACCGUCUUCAGCAGGCCUGCAGAUCACUUGCCUGAAAUGUCUGCAGUUAGUAUGCAGUUGGUCUGUAUUAAGUGUGCAGUUCGAUUUUAUUUAGUCACGGAAAGGUGAACACAAAAAGUGGAUCGGUUUUAAAAGUAUCCCUUCACUGUCAGUGAGCUGCAAGUGAAAAGGUGAAUGACAGACCUUUAGGUCUGCAUAUUGACUGCAGCAAAGUGAAUGGAGUAUUAGAUGUCAGCUAAAAAUAUACGAAGAAAACAACACGCUGCAAGCCAAAAGGUGACCUAAAGGUGACCUUUAUUUAAGAAUGGAACGAGGCAUCGAGAGAGUAACUUAAAAUUAUCUUUUUUAAAAAUAAAGAGAAUAACAGCGAUUGCUCUUAUACAUAAAGUUUACACGGACAGCAGGCAAAUGAUAUUUUGAUUCGUUGCAACGGGCUAAGCUGGACAUUGCUCACCUUGACGUUUUGUCCAUGAUCCACGAUCUUCUACACUUUUUUCAUGAAAGAAAUCAACCCAAUUUUACUUUGGUCGUCGUUAAAUUUUACAAAGGUCUAAGGACCGAACAUUACCACGAGCAUAUAAGAAUCUUGCAAGUGCGAAUUACCCCAUCUGAGAUUCUUGUAUCUGUGUUGCUUGCUCUGGUUCGAUUCGUCGAUACUUAGCGUAGAAGUCACUGUUCAGUGCGUUGUUUGCAAAUACGUUUGAGCUGUUCCAUCCAAAAACUUCAACAGAACUUCCAUCUCGAAACAGAACUAGAUGCAAAAACACUUAGAAUGUUUGCGCCUUUCAUUCAACGGUCGCAAAUGUUUGGGAUCCCGUGUUUGUCUAGAGAUGUAAUGGGAUCUCAUGAAAAAGGACCGACCAAUUAGAUCACGGCCUAGAAUGUCUCCAGGGAAUUAGCGAUAACAUUCCCACACUUGCCGGUCACGGAAUAAAAUUUAUUGAAAGCAUAGAAUUUGAGGGUUUAUUCAAUAAGUGAUCUUCCUUGAGCACAAGCUUACUCACAUUUCUUAGAGGUACAGUCAACGUUUUCGCGUUAUAAAAGCCGUAAUCUGUACCAAGGCUGGCGAUUCAUGUUAUUGGCGCUCAAGAAAGUCAGAUCGACCGCAGCUGAAUUGUAGCGACGUUACUGCAGCUACUUCGCAGCGUUUGAAAGUCGGCAACUGCGCUGCAAAACCGCUGCCGAGAGCUUCAAAGAACCUUCAAAGGCUGCACAGCGCUUUUGCAGCCCGCUGCAACUUGAAUGAAGCUGCUGUUUGGCUUCUAAAAGGCUGCUGAACAGCUGUAUUUUGAAGCGAUUUUGUGGCGCUGUACAGCGCCGCAAGUUUCGUGCGGGUGGUUGUCUGCACAGCGUCUGCUGCAGAUCAAGUGCAGACAUAAUAAUAGAUCCUUAUUGCAUAAUCACCAAAAGUCACGAAAGGUCUGCAACAGACUUGCUGCAAACAAGAUAAAAGGCAACACACAGUCAAAGAAGAAGUCAUUUUCAUGAGAUGUCUGUCACAGACAGUAUGCAGACUUGCAGUUUUGCGUCAAAUUGGUCUGCUGUAUGACUGAACAGACCUGUGACAGACCUGAGAAAGACCUUCGGCAGAUCUGCAAGUUACGUACGGGUACACUUUCUUCUUUACUAACGUUCCUUGAGGUUUCAAUGUAGCAUUCGAAGCUACACUGAACAUUUGUAAUGUUUAGAUAACUCCAUAGGCAGUGUAACUCUAAAGUAUGCCAUAUAUUUUUACAAAUCUCAUACCUAGAGAUCAGCACUCUCUUGCUCGGGUGACACAGAGCAAUUUGAGGAACACGCGUGAUCAGCUCAUACAGUUUGACAAUGUAUUACUGUAGUUUGUUUCUUUUUCUUGUUGUUGUUUUUCAACGAUUUUUUUUUGCUUUUUUAUGACUUGAGAGAUAUUCACACCCUGUCCCAAUUUCCAUUUGUUUACUUAUGACAUUAUUUUUAUUUUGUGUUAUUGUUUCUUUCUGUGAACUGAACAUGGCGAAGUUAUGGGAUAUUGCUGGUAGGUUAUCUAUUAUAUCUGGUCUUUAUUAUGAAUUAUCCUAGUUUGAGUUAAUUACUUUAUUUCAAAUUUCAGUGACAUGUUACUAGCAAAACAGUGAGUCCUUUGGGUUGCCUCACAAUGGAAGAGUUUUUGAACAUGCAGUUGAAAUAUUUUUUUGUGUUAGCCACACCCCUACCUUCUAAAUAAUGAAAAUCAACAGGGAAAUACCCACAGCAAGUGUUCAUAUUUAACAAAGGUGUUUGCAUUGAAAUAUUGUGUUUGUAUGUUGUUUUGUUUCCAUCGGACCAAAUAAACAGUUCGUAGUGGAGUUUCACCAUGCAGUUUUGGUAUUUCCCUGACUAAGUGAAUAUGUUAAGGCCAUUUCCGAAUUGCCCAAAGCCUCUGUUUCAAAGCAAGGCCACGUAGGUCCAAAGCCACUGAUAUAAAAACGAUUUUUUUUACUCUUACCAUGAGGUGUCCAUUUAGCGCCCAGGGCGCUUAUUUACCUUUGUUACCUCAAGGGAGGGUGCUUAUAUAUUUUAGUUAGGGUUGCUUAUUUGAGACAGGGCACUUAUUUCUUAUUUGUUCAAAACAAGAGUUUAAUAUUUACUAAAAAAGGAGCAAUGACAGAAACUGUUUUGUAACAGUAACAAAUAUAUGGUGAAUGUUCAGUUAACAUGAGGGAGUUCUAUCAUUUCUAUGCGCCAAUAGCUUUGACAGUGUCACUUACAUCAAUACCACAAAUAAAAGCUCUAUGGUGCGGUAUCUUCGAUAUCCAAUUCAUUGAGCCAAAAUUCUGCUAGUUACUUUUACAGACUCUCAUUAUUAUGGACACUGAAUCUUCCCCGCGAGGGUGUCUGCAAUAGCGGGAGUCGACUAUACUUGUUAAUGAACAAAAUUAUUCUGUCUCUGCAGGUCAAGAGCGAUUCACAUCAAUGACAAGAGUUUAUUACAAGGGGGCAGCUGCUUGUGUUAUAAUGUUUGAUCUCACUAGUCAACAUACCUUUAAUAGCACUGUAAAGUGGAAAAAAGACCUGGAUAGGAAGUGCACACUACCUAAUGGAAACACUAUCCCAUGUAUCUUGGUAGGAAAUAAAGUAAGUGCUUAGGGCAAAAUGUUGGCGUAGGGGAGGGGUAGGUGCGGGUAGUUUCCCAGAAACCUAAAGUGGUCCUAAUAAACUCAGUUUACAAGUACUCUCUGAUGAUUAGGAUCGUGUUCUGAUCAUAAAAUGUACAUCAAUAGGAGUUAUCUUACAUUGUGUCAAUGUCUUGUUUGUUUUCCCAUUGCAGGUUGUCUAGUGGCAUUUGAAAGGGAUUAAUGGUUUUGAGUUUUUCAUAAAUUUUUUGAACAUUAUUUAUGCACAUGAAUAACUGACACAAAAUUUGACAGAAUCACUUCUAAGGAGAGUGCAAUGCAAGGCAAACAAGCCAUAUACUAGCUUAUGUUAGGGUCACCAUGAACCUAAGAAGAACCAAGAUUUAAAAAAAAAUUAUUAAUACUUACCAGUAUAAUGUAUUUUAAAGUUGCUAGGGUGCUACUAGAAGUCAAAAUGUUUUCAUAUUGUAUAAUCUUAGGAAGAGAUAGGAAUUUUAGAUGAGAAAUCUGAUCUGUAUUUUUUGACAACUUUUUGAUCAUCAGAGUGACCUAGCCACAAGACCGGUUGAGAAAGAUAUAAUUGAAAAAAUGUGCAGAGAGAAUGGAUUUCUAGGUUGGACAGAAAUGUCAGUCAAAGAGGACAUCAAUGUCACUGAAACAAUGAAGUAAGGUUUAAUCUCUUAACUUUCAAAAUAUUCUUGUGAUUGUAACCAGUUUUUUUUUUUAAGUACAAAAUGAAACAUUCAUGCAUUAGUCAACAAAAAGGAGGGAACUAUCAAUGAUAUAAUAAUAAUAAUAAUAAUAAUAAUAAUAAUAAUAAUAAUAAUAAUACAGAUAGGGAAGUGUCAGCAAACAACCCUGAUAUAGUGAUCAAAGACCAUGCCAACCAGUGUUGCAAACUUACAGAUGUACACUGUAUCAGUACCAUCCAACCGAAACACCUCGACAAAAGUCAUUGAAAAGCUCUCAGAAUACAAAGAUCUUGAGAUUGAAACCAUGAGAAUGUGGGGAAUGAGGAGAGAGACUGUGCUGGUUAUUGUUGUUGCGCUGGGAUUUCUUAGAGAGGAAAUGGACCAGAAUUUAGGAAAGAUUCCUGGAGCCAGUAACAUUAAUGAGCUGCAAAAGAUCAUCCUCCUAGGAAUGGCGCACGUACUGAGAAGGUUUCUGUCCAUCAAAUGAAAAACUGCCCCGAUACCUCAGGACCAAGGAUUGACCCUGGUUCCAGGAGAGUGUAGGAAGCAAUUAAUAGCACUGAAAACAUUUGUAAUAAUAAUAAUAAUAAUAAUAAUAAUAAUAGCAAUAAUAAACCAAUCUUUAUUUAAGUAUUCAGAACAAUAAGUAAUAUUUACAAUUUUAAAUCAUGUUGUAUUGUUUACAAAUUAAAAAACUAAAUAUAUGUCCACGAUAGAAAACUAUUUACAAUUGUGAAUAAUUUAAAAGUGGGAAAAGGAAAAUCAAGCAUUACUAAGAAAAAAACCAUCAAAAAUCUAGGCCUAAAACUAUGAGUGCAGAUGUAGACCAGCUACAGCAAAAGUGAAGUCUUCUGAGACCUCACAUGAUUUGAAUGGAUAUCUGGAAACUCUGACGCAUCUGUAUAAUCAUCUAUACGCAUCUAAUAAUAAUAAUAAUAAUAAUAAUAAUAAUAAGGUGCUGUAAGGACCAUUUGGUUCAAUAUGAUGAAUUAGCACGUCGAUUAGAAUAAUAAUUAUGAAUAAUAAUUUUGAUUAUCUCACAGAAUUUCCUUUACUUUUCUGUUAUUUUCAGUUACCUUUUGCAAGAACUGUUGGACAACUAUUCAGAAGAAAAUGGUGGUCUGUCCCAGAGCCACAAAACAGGGACAGAUCAAGGAGGAUUUAUUGAACUUACCAGUCACAAAACUCCAAAGGAAAAUGUUAAAUCGGGCUGUUGUUCCUGA